AUGAGAUUAUUAAUACUAUUCAGUGUAUUUGCUGUUUUUGUAACAGCUUUCCCAUUAUUAGAUUUAAUUCCAGAAUUUAGAUCUACAUUUAACCAACUCAUAAAUUCCAAUAUUUUUCAAAUAAAUUUACAAGAUAAUAAAGAUAGAUUAAUUAAAUUAGGUCCAAAUGAAUUUAAAAUUGUAUCAGAAAUUGAAAAAUUAAAUUUAAAAAGACAAAAUAAAAAUUUUAUUGAUUUAACUAAUCAAAUUAGUAUUGAAAAAGCAAUUGAAGAUGGUUUAAUUAAUAAACCAACUACUUCAAUUUGGGACAGGUUUUUUUUAAUUGGAGCUAAACAAAUUAAAACUUUAAAAAAUCCAAUCCCUGUUUAUAAUUAUCCUACAGAAUUAUCUUAUACAAAAGAAGUUAAAUCAUUAUUUGAGCUAAUUGAUAUUGAUUUAGUUUUUAAAAAAUUAACUAAAUUUUCUUCAUUUUUUACAAGAUAUUAUAAAUCUCAACAUGGGUUUGAUAGUGCUAAUUGGUUAUAUGAUCAAUUAAAUAAAUUAAUAUCUGAAUUUAAAGAAAUUUCAAUAACAAAAAUUCAUCAUGAUGGUUGGGAUCAAUUUUCAAUAAUUGUUUCAAUACCUGGUGAAUUAAAAGAUAAAGUUAUUGUUGGAGCUCAUCAAGAUUCUGCUAAUUUAAUAUUACCUAAUAUUAUGAGAGCUCCUGGUGCAGAUGAUGAUGGAUCAGGUACAGUAACAACUUUAGAAUCUUUAAGAGUUUUAUUACAAGCUUAUAAAGACAAAACAUUUAAACCUUAUAAUACAUUAGAAUUUCAUUAUUAUUCAGCAGAAGAGGGUGGAUUAUUAGGAUCUGUUGACGUAUUUUCAAGAUAUUCAGCUCAAAAUGAAACAGUUGUUGGAAUGUUACAACAAGAUAUGACUGGUUAUACUCAAGGUAGUAUAGAUAAAGGAAUUGAACCACAUUUUGGUUUAAUAUCGGAUUAUACAAGUAUUGAAUUAAAUGAAUUUUUAAAAUUAAUUAUAAAUAAUUAUAAUAAUAUACUGUAUUUAGAAACUCAAUGUGGUUAUGCAUGUUCUGAUCAUGCUUCAGCUUUAGAAAAUGGUUAUCCUUCAAGUUUUUUAAUUGAAAGUGAUUUUAAAUAUACUAAUAAAUUUAUUCAUUCAAAUUUAGAUACUAUUGAUAGAUUAGAUUUUGAUCAUAUUAAAGAACAUAUAAAAUUAACAAUUGCUUAUGCUUAUGAAUUAAGUUUAGCUAAAAAAUUAUAUUAA
This is a messenger RNA of Lodderomyces pseudojiufengensis, 1269 nucleotides long. RefSeq names its product putative aminopeptidase. Lineage: Eukaryota; Fungi; Ascomycota; Pichiomycetes; Serinales; Debaryomycetaceae. Gene Ontology annotation, biological process: proteolysis. The record is from RefSeq and is a predicted model, not a curated record. The transcript has a single exon. The coding region runs from base 1 to 1269 and encodes 422 amino acids. Gene Ontology annotation, molecular function: metalloexopeptidase activity.